AUGACUGAUAUCAUCGCCGGUCAAGCUCUGCCCUCCCUCUCUGUUCCUUCAGAGAAGGAAAAGAAGUAUGAUCGCCAGCUCAGAUUAUGGGCCGCCAGCGGCCAGGCUGCUCUGGAGUCAGCCAAUGUUCUGCUGGUCAACUCCGGCUCGGGGACUGUCGGCGUAGAAACCCUGAAGAAUCUUGUUCUCCCAGGCAUCGGCAAAUUCACCAUCGCCGACGACACUACCGUGACUGAGGCUGAUCUGGGUGUCAACUUCUUCCUUGACGAGAGCUCUCUGGGUAAGUCUCGUGCACAGUGCUGCACUGAGCUACUUCUUGAGCUCAACCCAGAAGUCGACGGUGAUUGGCAUCCUCGGAACUCGGAAACCCUGGAGCUUGGAGAAGUUCUAGGCAGUGACAGCCCUUUCACAAUCAUCCUGUAUACGCUGCCCAUCAGACCCGAACAUCUCAGCGCACUCGAGUCCUACAGCCGAGAACGCAAGACGCCACUCAUCGCCAUCCACUCAGCAGGUUUUUACGCUUACUUUAGGCUACGUCUCCCUGGCGUCUACCCCAUCGUCGACACUCACCCGGAUGCAACCGCCACCACGGACUUGCGUCUUCUGACACCUUGGGAAGAACUGACGGCUUUUGCCGAGAACAUGACCAAGGAUAUCGACGGCCUUGAUAACCACGAGCACGGUCACUUGCCGUUCGUAGUGAUUCUUUUACAUUACCUCAAAGUGUGGAGAUCAACCCAUGACGACGUGCCGCCCACCAACUAUAAGGAGAAAGUCGAGUUCCGCAAGAUGGUGGCCAACGCUGCCAGGGCCGAUAACGCUGAAGGUGGCGAGGAAAACUUUGAAGAGGCUGUCGCUGCGGUCUUGAAAACCAUCUCGCAGCCAUCCCUGCCCACUGCUGUAAAGCAGGUGUUUGAGUACCAGCACACUAACGAGUUGGAAUCAACGUCAAGUUUCUGGGUCAUUGCCGCUGCAGUUCGCGACUUCUACGAGAAGCACAAGUGUCUGCCGCUGCCCGGCGGUCUUCCGGACAUGAAGGCUCAAUCGAACGUCUACAUCAAGCUACAAAACAUCUACAAGGACAAGGCUCGCAAGGACGCCGCUGAGGUUCUGGGCAUUGUUCGCCAGAAUCCUUGUGGCGACAGCGUUGACCCAGCUGAAGUUGACAUGUUUUGCAAAAAUGCCGCUUUCAUCAAGUUAAUCAUCCCCACAACUGAUGGGGUCGGCCAACUAAGAAGCGUAGCUCGUAAGUAUAGCACUGUUGUCUACUUCAGAGGUGCCACAGCUGAACCAUCGAUAGAACAGGAAUUUGCCAACGAUGAGCUGGCCAAGGACCCGUCGAUGCCGAUGCCUUUUUCGCUUCUGCCAAUAUAUCUUGCUCUCCACGCAACAUCUCACAGCUCUUCGGCCACACCGGACGAUAUUAUGGCAUCCGUCCAGAAAAUCCUGCCAGAUGCUGAUGACAACAAACGAGUCAUCGAAGCCGCUCACGAGGUGUCCCGUGCUCGUGGCGGAGAACUUCACAACGUCUCCGCCACGGCAGGCGGCAUGGUGGCCCAGGAGACGAUCAAGAUAAUCACGAAUCAGUACAUCCCAAUCGAGAACACGUGCAUAUUCGACGGCAUUGGAAGCCGGACCCAGGUACUUCGCUUGUAG
Messenger RNA from Colletotrichum gloeosporioides, 1656 nucleotides. Its product is annotated as NEDD8-activating enzyme E1 regulatory subunit. Gene Ontology annotation, cellular component: cytoplasm. The record is from RefSeq and is a predicted model, not a curated record. The transcript has 4 exons. The coding region runs from base 1 to 1656 and encodes 551 amino acids. Lineage: Eukaryota; Fungi; Ascomycota; Sordariomycetes; Glomerellales; Glomerellaceae. Gene Ontology annotation, biological process: protein neddylation. Gene Ontology annotation, molecular function: NEDD8 activating enzyme activity.